Messenger RNA from Eruca vesicaria subsp. sativa (arugula), 2870 nucleotides. NCBI's taxonomy places the organism in Eukaryota, Viridiplantae, Streptophyta, Magnoliopsida, Brassicales, Brassicaceae. The record is from the annotation of a GenBank genome assembly.
AAAAAAAAAAAAAAAAACUCACACACAAGUGUGCCCAUUGACCUUACAGCUCACAGACCCCGACUUGCAUUCAACCUCAAGCAACCUCACUUCCAAUUCCAACCACCGCAUUACAUACACACAAUUCGGUUGUUCUGAUUCAGACAACACACCAAACCAACCACUUCCCUCCUUGUUCUGUCCCACCGUAAAACUCCCAAAUCUGGAAUCCGAAACAUUCCCGAUUCAGAAAGUUUCUAACUUUCAGGAUCCGAUGUUGGUUCAAGAUCGUGCGGCUAAACCGCCAAAGUCUCAGAUCAGAGAGCUCCCAACUAACCGACGCUUCACCGAACCGAAAAACCUAGACUUUACCUCAUGGGUCUCCUCCAACGUCUCCAGAAUCGUCAUCCUCUCCCUCUCCAUCGUCACCGUAGCGUCUUUCCUCUUCCUCUACAACACCACCGACACUGCCUCCCUCCUCUGUUUCCAGUCACAGUCAACUCAAUCUCUCCAGCCUCUCACUCGUCCCCAAAUCAAAUGGAGCUCCAUCAAAGUCCUCCCGGAUAAAACCUCCCCUUACUCCACCUUCCUCACCGAGAAGUGGAUUGUUGUGUCUGUGACGAAGUACCCUACAGAGGAGCUUAAGGGGUUAGUGAAGAUCCGUGGCUGGCAAGUUUUGGCGGUUGGGAACUCGAUGACACCGAAAGAUUGGAGUCUUAAAGGUGCGAUCUUUUUGUCUCUAGAUGCUCAAGCUGAGUUGGGUUACCGAGUUUUAGACCACUUGCCUUAUGAUUCGUUUGUGAGGAAGAGUGUUGGUUACUUGUUUGCGAUCCAGCACGGUGCUAAGAAGAUUUAUGAUGCUGAUGAUCGUGGGGAAGUGAUUGGUGGAGAUCUUGGGAAGUGUUUUGAUGUUGAGUUGGUUGGGGAAGAUGCUAAGCAAGAGCCGGUUUUGCAGUAUAGUCAUGAGAAUCCGAAUAGGACUGUGGUGAAUCCUUAUAUUCAUUUCGGACAGCGUUCGGUUUGGCCUAGGGGUUUGCCGUUGGAGAAUGUAGGUGAGAUUAAUCACGAGGAGUAUUACACUGAGGUGUUUGGUGGUAAGCAGUUUAUUCAGCAAGGGGUUUCGAAUGGUUUGCCUGAUGUUGAUUCGGUGUUUUACUUCACAAGGAAGACUACUUUGGAGGGUUUUGAUAUUAGGUUUGAUGAGCAUGCUCCUAAAGUGGCUUUGCCUCAAGGUGUGAUGGUGCCGGUUAAUUCGUUUAAUACUCUUUACCAUUCUCCUGCGUUUUGGGGGUUGAUGCUUCCUGUUUCGGUUAGUUCCAUGGCUUCUGAUGUGUUGAGAGGGUACUGGGGACAGAGGUUGUUGUGGGAGCUUGGUGGUUACGUUGCUGUUUAUCCACCAACGGCUCACCGGUUCGAUAGAGUUGAAGCUUAUCCUUUUGCAGAGGAGAAGGAUCUUCAUGUCAAUGUUGGUCGUUUGAUCAAGUUCUUACUUGCUUGGAGGUCUGAGAAGCACAGUUUCUUUGAGACGAUUCUUGAUCUGAGCUUUGCUAUGGCUGAAGAAGGGUUUUGGACGGAGCAAGACUUGAAGUUCACAGCUGCUUGGCUUCAGGAUUUGAUUACUGUCGGAUACCAACAGCCUAGGCUGAUGUCACUAGAACUGGAUCGGCCACGAGCUACUAUAGGUCACGGGGAUAGGAAAGAAUUUGUUCCCAGGAAGUUGCCUUCGGUUCAUCUAGGCGUGGAGGAGACAGGUACGGUGAGUACUGAGAUAGGGAACUUGAUAAGGUGGAGGAAGAACUUUGGGAACGUUGUUCUUGUUAUGUUUUGUAGUGGUCCCGUUGAACGCACUGCUCUUGAGUGGAGGUUACUCUACGGCAGAGUGUUCAAGACCGUUGUGAUAUUGUCCUCUCAGAAGAACUCGGAUCUCUAUGUUGAAGAAGCCAAACAAGACCACAUUUACAAGCAUCUACCGAAGAUAUUCGAUCGAUACAGUAGUGCAGAAGGGUUCUUGUUUGUUGAAGAUGAUACAAUACUCAACUACUGGAAUCUACUUCAAGCCGACAAGACUAAGAUUUGGACAACAGACAAGGUGUCAAAGUCAUGGACAUCAGUGAAACCCACCGGGAAGUCUGAUUGGUUCUCUACACAAGCCGAGCUAGUGAAGAGAACUGUAAGUACAAUGCCUGCUCAUUUCCAAGUUAACUACAAGGAAGCAGCCAAGAACAAUCAAGACACUUUAACGGUAUGCAGCUCAGAGGUAUUCUACGUGCCUAAACGAUAUGUAUCGGACUUUAUGGAACUUGUCGAGCUCGUGGGAGAUAUGGACUUGCAUUACAAAGUGGCUCUGCCAAUGUUCUUCAUGUCCAUGGAUUCGCCUCAGAACUUUGACCCGGUUCUUGGCUCUAUGGUGUAUAAGAGGAAGUCUUCUUCGUUUAACUCUUCUUUGAGUUUGUAUUCUGCUCAAGCAUCUGCUGUUCACCCGUGGAGCAUAUCAAGUGAACAAGAUUUUAUUAAACUGGUUGGACAAAUGGCUGAAGGUGACCCGUUACUAAUGGAAUUGGUAUGAUGAUGACAGAGUCAGGGGGUAGAAGUUACAGUAAUGCAAUGAUAGAAGAAAACAGAGUUAAAUACAAAAGAUUGUGUCCUUUUGAUUCUCUUUUCAAAUUUUUUUUUUUUGGAGAAAGUCAUGUAAUGUUCCAUUGUAACCAUACAUUUUGUGAGUGUAUAAUGUUUCCCCAUAUAAAUUCAAUCUCUAAUUUCAUCAAUGCGGACAAUAAAAUGUUUCAUAAAGUUGGAAACAAGGAAGAGUUGUAUGAUAUAGGAGUAUUAAGGAAGCUUGGUGAAGAGAUCCUGAAGCUGAGCGUGACUCACUAAGACACCCAGUUUCUGUG